GAGCGAACUUCCGCGGGGCGGUGGGGCCGCCAUGGCGGCAAAAACUCCUCCUGAUAAUACUCCAAGAAGGCCUGUUUUAUCUGUCAGUGCAAGAAAAAUUAAAGAUAAUGCAGCAGACUGGCAUAAUUUAAUGAUGAAAUGGGAGAGACUGAAUGAUAAUGGAUUUACUACGGCAAACAAAAUAGUCAACAUGAGGAUCAGUGAGCAAUUUCAAGACAACAAACUGGAGAUAGCAUGUGAUAACAAUGCCACAGAACCUGAAAAGCCAACCCCAAAAUACAAUGAAGAGUUGGACAAUUGUUGUGCAGAAUUACUAGAGACCUUAAAGCAUAUGACAAAAAUACAACUGAAAAUGGAAAAGCUUACUUCAACUACUAAAGCGAUCUGUGACUUGGAAACAUUCCACCAUGGAGCUGGGAAUUGCACAGCACCCUUCUUUCAUACAUGGCCCACACCAUACUUCUAUGAGGUUUGUCUGAAGCUCUCUGAAAUGUACAAGAAGGAACUAAAACUCAAGCAAACAAUUGUGCAAGACAUUGCUCAUUCUGCUGACCAGGAUCUGAUGAUGGUGUAUUUAUCAUCAUGGUUGUAUCAGCCUUACAUUGAGAACAGCAGCACACUGCUGCUUGAAGCCAUGCUGCUGGAAACAGGACACAGGCAGUGCUAGAAUUCCAAAGGUUACAUGGCUGGGUUCUAGUGAUGCUUACAUGAAACUGAAUUGGCAAAUUGCAA
Corvus hawaiiensis (hawaiian crow) is the source of this 732-nucleotide messenger RNA. It is a transcript of the gene CINP, whose product is annotated as cyclin dependent kinase 2 interacting protein. The record is from RefSeq and is a predicted model, not a curated record. The transcript has 5 exons. Bases 32 to 667 code for a protein of 211 amino acids. Lineage: Eukaryota; Metazoa; Chordata; Aves; Passeriformes; Corvidae.